AUGUCCAACAAGCUUAAAUUUAGUCCCGUAGGACGUGAAGAAGAUUAUGAGGCUAACGGGUGCUACAGUGACCACGUUGAUCCUAGCAGCGGUAGAGACUUUGCAGAAAAUCCAGCCUUUCCACACUACUUGCUGACAAAUGACAGCGAAUGGAUACCCAUGCUGUCAGACGAGGUAUACGAGGAUUUAUAUCAGGCUCAAGAGCUGCAAAAUACAGCACAGCAGCUGUAUCAUCCUGAGGAAGGUGAUCUUUUUGCUGUUGUGGAAACCUACAUGGAAACAAAGGGGAACUUCAGCGAAUGUCUGCAAGUGGUAACUGACGACGUUUUAACUGAUGACGUGUUAGAAAACACUUUAGAGCCACAGCAGUUUGUUGCCGUUUUCCGUCAAGAUUCGCCACAACAGUAUGUGCGGUCGAAUUCCGAUCAUCUCAGUCAAAGAGGACGUACUCGCCAAAUAGAUACAGUUCCGUAUACUAAUGAAAUGCAUCAUGUCAUUCAAAAUACCUCAUCGCCAUUGGAAAUGGAGGUGAAUCAUCGUACGCAGUACGAAGUUGGAUCGGCGACUUUGUUUGGGGGAUCAUUAAAUCAUUCUGAAGGUGCACCUCCACAUGAUUUUCCAAUAUUGCGGUCGAGUUCGAAAUCACAACCGUGUCAUCCAUUAUAUGAAAAAUUGAAGGGCAAAGCUCUCGACCCUGUACAGAAAUAUAAUGAUGGCGAACGGCGAAAAGGAAGAAUAAAGCAACUGCGUGAUACCCUUCUUAAUCGUCGACAGUGUGAGGAGGCGGUGCAGCAGAGAGCUUCAGGUUUGCAACCAUUCUUCUAUCACAAACCUGUUGGUCGUUCGAAGACAUUGCGCCACCAGCGAUCAACUGCAUCUAAAGCGAUAAGCGGGAUUAUUAAAGGAACUAUUAAGCCAACGAUAGAUCCUGUCACAGGUCGUUAUGUAGUUCAACUACAUGAGCUGCGUGGUCUGCAUCAUGCGGCUAAUGAGUCCACACGAUGUGUGGAAGAACAAACGCUCCGUGAUGGUCACAAAAUGGCAGAUUCGGCAAGGAAGGGAGAAGAUUGGAUAGAAACUGUCUUUGGUAGAUGUGUGAUUAAAUGGCUAAUCGAAAGAAAGACAAUAACGGGAACAUUCAGCGACAUUAAUGAGCAGGACAAAAUCGCCUUGUUGCAGGCCAACGUACAGGCAUAUCCAAAGACCUGCGAUGGUGAUGGUUGGUAG
Molecule: messenger RNA, 1227 nt
Organism: Angiostrongylus costaricensis
Lineage: Eukaryota; Metazoa; Nematoda; Chromadorea; Rhabditida; Metastrongylidae
Source: the annotation of a GenBank genome assembly